AUGUUGGCACCAAAGAGCCUCCUACUCGGGGUGGCAGCCCUUCUCCCUGCUGUUGUGUUCGGCAACUCUCAGUCCGACCAACAGAUCGCUUUCAUGCCAUCGCCACCGUCUUCUUCUUUAUCAGAGAAACCCCACCAUCCCAACUUGAAGAUCCAAGCCACCAGCAACAAUGGAAUUGCCUUCGAGAGAAUCACUAUGGCAGAGUUUCCGGAGUACGCCAUCCGAGUCAGAUCUCCAGAAGGACUAUGUGACCCUACCGUCCGUCAAUACAGCGGUUAUUUAGAUAUCUCGGAAACCAAGCACUUGUUUUUCUGGUUCUUCGAAUCCCGAGACCGACCCGAAUCGGACCCUGUUGUCCUGUGGCUCAAUGGCGGACCAGGUUGCUCCUCGUCGACUGGUCUCCUAUUCGAGCUUGGUCCUUGCAAUGUCCGAGACCAAGGUAAAGAUACCGAACCUAAUCCUCACGGAUGGAACAAACAAGCAAACGUCCUCUUCCUUGACCAGCCGGUAAAUGUGGGCUAUUCCUAUGCUGAGGGCAGCUCGGACUCCGUCAGCGACAGUGUGACAGCAGCCAAGGACGUGCACGCAUUCCUCCAGCUGUUCUACGCCCGCUUCCCCACCUACUUGAAAUCCGGCUUCCACGUAGCCGCCGAGAGCUACGGUGGCCAAUACGCCCCCAACAUCGCCACGCGGAUCAUCAAGGAGAACAACGAUUUACUCUCGAACGCCCAGUUAAGCUCGACGGACAAGGUCGUCAUCCCGCUCUCGACCGUGAUCAUCGGAAACGGCUUGACCGACCCCCUCGUCCAGUUUGCCAGCGUGCCCGAUUACGCCUGUGCCCCCUCACCCUAUGCGAUCUUCGACGAGACCACUUGUGCGUCCAUCCGCGCCAAAGUGCCCACCUGCGAAAGACUACAGCAGUUCUGCUACAGCAACCCUUCCCGAUUCACCUGCGUACCCGCAACUCUUUACUGCUGGAGCUCGAUCUACGGUCCGAUCCAAAACGCGAACAAGAACCCGUAUGAUGUCCGUCAAGGCUGCGAUCGCUCCGUCAACCCUCUCUGCUAUGACGAGAUGAAUUGGAUUGAAAACUACUUGAACCGAGAGGACAUCAGGAGCGAGCUUGGUGUUCCGUCUGACUUGAAAUUCGAGAGCUGCAACUUGGAUGUCAACCGAGCCUUCCAAAUGUCUGGUGACAACAUGCACAACUCCGCCAGCCUGAUCCCUGACAUAUUGAGCAGCGGAGUGAGACUGUUGAUCUACGCCGGAGAAGAUGAUUUCAUGUGCAAUUACCUCGGCAAUGAAAGAUGGAUGAUGGCCUUGAAGACCGAAUUCAGCGACGAGUUCCAACACAAAGCGCACAAAUACUUCAGUCGAUACUCUCUCGAUGGUAGCAACUCGACUGUUGUCAAAGACUCCAAGGGACACGUUGGGAUGGUCCGAUCUGCUGGACCAGGUGCUGGAAACUUCACCUUCGUUUCGCUAUACGAGUCCGGCCACAUGGUCCCUCAUGACCAGCCUGAAAUCGCAUCUGAGCUGAUCAACAAGUGGCUCCAGAACCAACCUCUACAUUAG
Puccinia triticina is the source of this 1575-nucleotide messenger RNA. RefSeq lists its product as uncharacterized. Gene Ontology annotation, cellular component: fungal-type vacuole. Lineage: Eukaryota; Fungi; Basidiomycota; Pucciniomycetes; Pucciniales; Pucciniaceae. Gene Ontology annotation, biological process: proteolysis. Gene Ontology annotation, molecular function: serine-type carboxypeptidase activity. The record is from RefSeq and is a predicted model, not a curated record. The transcript is spliced from 7 exons. Bases 1 to 1575 code for a protein of 524 amino acids.